Messenger RNA from Volvox carteri f. nagariensis, 1785 nucleotides. RefSeq lists its product as uncharacterized. The transcript is spliced from 6 exons. Bases 1 to 1785 code for a protein of 594 amino acids. Lineage: Eukaryota; Viridiplantae; Chlorophyta; Chlorophyceae; Chlamydomonadales; Volvocaceae. The record is from RefSeq and is a predicted model, not a curated record.
AUGCGACUGUUUAAACUGGCGGCGGUGGCGGCGGUGGCGGCGGUGGCGGCGGUGGCGGCACCACCGUUGGUGCAGGUGCCGGCUGCCGCAAGCGCAGCUUCGCAAGUUUUCAGGAUGCCGACGCGGUCUCGGUCGCGGAUACAGAGUUGGGAGCAGGCCCUGAUAUGGAUGUGGAUGAAGCCCAGGAGCAGCAGGGGCGAGUUGCGACAGAUGAUCAGCAGUGGGAGGAACGGAGGGUUGCUACAUGUGGUGGUUGGCCAAGCGCACGUACGAUGGUCGUACGGAAGCGCCCAGGGUACGCGGCGGGACAGCUCAAGCACGUGUCGUACGGCGCGGUACAGUGAAGGCCAGUGCACGGUGGCCGGCGGGGCCAGUCACGGCUGGCGGGUUCAUAAGUUGGACCCCACACUGCGGACGUGCCGGAGGUGCUACGACCGCUUCGUCUGCUGCAAGACGUACGACCGCCGGAAGUCGCCGAGCCGUCACACGGCGGCGGCGGCGGCGGCAGGGGCGCCGCCGAAAGGGAAGUGCUCAGCAGCUCUGGCGUCGCAACCCGCGUCUUCCCCCGAAGCCUCGAGAUGCCGUACGGCAUCAUCAGACGGCCUUGCGGGCGGCAUCAUCAGCACCGCCGCCACCGCCAUUCACUCGCGAGGGACAAUGCGGCCACCGCCACAGCCGCCGCCAGCACUAGCAGCAGCAGCAGGGGCUACUGCCGCAGGUCCUAGCGGGAGCGGUGAAGGCGUUGGAGCCGCAGCCGGAGCCUCACCUGGCGGCAGGGGUGGUGACGGCGGCGGUCCACAUCCCAGCAUCACCACCGCUGCCGAGGGGCCCCGUCAGCGGCAACAGAGACCGAACCGAACCGACCGCAGCGACGUCGAAGCUGACGUGGGCGCCAUCAGGCGGCCUGAAAACGUGCGGUCAGCGGCUGCAGUACGAGCUGCAGUCCCACUCGUCACCGUAAAUGUACGACAGGUCGCGGCAGCAAGAGAAAACGCAAGCGCAGCAGCGACAGCGGCGGUGGCGCCAGCUGCGGCGAUCAUGACGCCCAAGCUGUCCGCGGCGACCCCGCCGGACCGAUUCGUCACAGCCACUGCUGGGGAGGCCGGAGCCGUACCACCGCCAUAUCCGUCGCCGCCGUUUUGCCGCCAGCCGCCAGCCGCCAGCCGCCGCCCCCCUGCGCCGCCGUCGCGGCCUCCUCGCCCGCCGCGGUCGCUGUGGCCGCCGCGGCUUCGGCGUGUAAAUCCCUACCCCCCGUCUCCAUGCGACGAAGCUGCCGAUGCAGGGUUGCUGGCGGCGAUGGCGGCCUGUACGGCAGGCGGUGGCGUGGCGGCGGCGCUCCGUGCGGACGACCCGUGGGACCUGGGGUCCUCCGUCACCGAGCUUGGCAAUCAAGUUGCCCGAGUGGCGCAGGCGCUGGUGCAGCUCGAGGACAGACACGGCGUGGCGCUGCUCGGAACAAUCGGUGCAGCUCCCGCCCGCUCCCCUCCUCGUACCCCCCAUCCACCUUGCCGUACGCUGGUCCCUGGCUCGUGGAGCCCCGUCAUCGAUUGGAAGCAUGGAUCAACGUUGUGGUUUAGUUUAGUAAGAUAUAACAAGUCUGGUAUCGAGACGGUUCCUCCCGGGGCCUCUCUCAUUCCUGGAAUUUUCAAGAUCCUACGUUUUGCCAUCAAGAUCCCCAUUUCUACCGGCGCGUGGAUGGAGGUCGACGACGUCACUGGACCUCUGGCUACAAUAGUCGACGCUCUCGGAGAGGCCGUCCGCGAAGUGGCAGCCGCCGGUCUGUAA